This is a messenger RNA of Trichomonas vaginalis G3, 1461 nucleotides long. RefSeq names its product surface antigen family. The record is from RefSeq and is a predicted model, not a curated record. NCBI's taxonomy places the organism in Eukaryota, Parabasalia, Trichomonadida, Trichomonadidae. The coding region runs from base 1 to 1461 and encodes 486 amino acids. The transcript has a single exon.
AUGGAAGAUAUCACUCAUAUGAAUAGUGCCAAAAAUCUUGUCAAUGCUACAUUUGAGUCUGGCACCAUAGUUCGCUUUUGUGCUUUUGACGGUUGCAAACUUCUUAAGAACGUAUUUAUUCCUCAUCUUUUGACAAUAGAAGCAGACGCUUUCUCAGGAUGUUCAUCUCUCGAGACUAUCAGUUUCGAAGAAGUUACAAGUAUCGGUUUGCAGUCUUUCAGUGAUUGCACAUCUCUUGAGACUAUCAGUUUCGAAGAAGUUACGAGUAUCAAUACUCGUUCUUUCAGUGGUUGCACAUCUCUUCGAAAUGUAUUGCUUCCAUUGGUGACACUCAUACCAGAAGAAUGUUUUAAAGAUUGUACAAGCCUUACAGAUAUCAACAUUCCUCUAUGCAAAAACAUUUCUAAAAACGCAUUCAAUGGAUGCAAAUCUCUCAACAACCUAAUAUUUGAAAAUGCAAUAUUUAUAAUGGAUUCGGCAUUUAAAAAUUAUACUUCUUUGUUUUCAAUUUAUUUACCAUCGGUUAUUGAAAUAUCAGGAGAUAAAGUAUUUUACAAUUGUUACAAUCUUUCUGUCAUUGAUCUUUCAAUUUUAUCUAAAGUUAAUAUUUUCUCAACUCAGCUUUUCUCAGGUUGUCCAUUAACUGACAUUUAUUUUGGAGAAAAUCCACCAGACCAAUUCCGCUCAUUGAUAUCAUUUGCUUCUACUACUGUUCAUGUUCCAUCUUACUAUUCCUGGGCUAAUUACAUUCCUCAGUCAAAAGAAAUCUCCCCUGGCACAUACAACUGGCACAAAUUUAUUUUUAACUACACUUACAUUCCAUCACCUACACCUAUCAUUCUUCCUACCCCAACUCCAUCAGCUAUUCCGACACCACUUCCAUCACCUGAACCAACUCCACUUCCAUCACCUGAACCAACUCCACUUCCAUCACCUGAACCAACUCCACUUCCAUCACCUGAACCAACUCCACUUCCAUCACCUGAACCAACUCCACUUCCAUCACCUGAACCAACUCCACUUCCAUCACCUGAACCAACUCCACUUCCAUCACCUGAACCAACUCCACUUCCAUCACCUGAACCAACCCCAACUCCAUUACCAGCUCCCACAUCAACUCCAUUACCUGAACCAACUCAAACUCCAUCACAUGAACCAACUCCGCUUCCAUCUGAUUCGCCAGUCCCGAUAUCUCCAACUCCGGAUAAUCAGAGAUCUGGAAAGGUUAUUGCAAUUUCUGUAUCAAUUUCCAUCAUUGUAAUUGCAAUUAUUGUAAUAAUAGUAGUUAUCUUAAUGUUUUAUCGAAGGAGAAAAGUUGAUUCUACCAUUUACACAGAAUCUCUUAUAACUCAAUCCUACACAAAUAACUAUUCUGAAACUUUAAAUUAUCAUUUAAAACAGAAAAAUAGCCUCAAUUGGAAUGCAACAUUAUUUGAUAUUCUUACUUUUUACCAGAGAUGA